AGUUAGAAACUACCACCAAAGUUACCACUUAGGCUCCAAUGGCUACUCCAAAAAUGUCACCAUCUUCAACACUUCCAUUUAUAGCAUUCCUCAUUAUGUUCCAACUUUUCUCUUGCUUCUCCCAAUGCAGUUGUUGUUGUUGCGACAUUAACAAAACUGGGGACAAUAACGUUAAAGGAAUGUUUGUGUUCGGAAGCUCUCUAGUGGACAAUGGCAACAACAACUUCUUAGGGAACUCCUUGGCCAAAGCCAAUUACUUGCCAUAUGGCGUGGAUUUCCCUCUGGGGCCUUCCGGGAGAUUCACAAACGGGAAGAACGUCGUCGACCUCAUCGGCGAGAAGCUUCGCCUUCCUUCCUUCCUUCCCGCUUUCGCCGAUCCCUCGACCAAAGGAAGUAGAAUUCUUCACGGUGUUAAUUAUGCUUCCGGUGCUAAAAAUGGUUUCGGCAAUGUAACAAGUCUGAAUCAACAAAUCAGAAACUUUGAGCAAAUAACUUUGCCGGAACUGGAGGCUCAGCUGGGGGGCAAAACCAAUAAAUCAUCAGUUUCAGACUACUUGUUUGUGGUGGGAAGUGGCUCAAACGAUUACUCAUUCAACUACUUCCUGAGAGGACUCAACCACAAUGUCAGUCUCCAAGCUUUUACUGCAAACCUCACCGCCUCUUUGUCCCACCAGAUCAAGAAAUUGUACAGCUUGGGAGGUCGAAAGUUUGUAUUAAUGUCCAUAAACCCAAUUGGGUGCAGUCCCAUGGUUAUGACGUCAGUGGGCCGACCAACAACACAGAAUCGGUGCAUACAAGGCCUCAACCUUGCAGCUCGCCUCUUCAACAACCACCUGAAAUCAUUAGUGGAUGUCAUCAAGACACAAAUGCCCGGCUCCACUCUUGUUUAUGUCAACUCUUACAAGAUUAUAAGGGACAUCAUCAGAAAUCCUUCCUUAAAAGGUUUUAAGGAGGCCAGCAAUCCUUGUUGUGAAGUGGCAUUAAUGAAUGAAGGAGGGAAUGGAGUUUUAUGCAAAAGAGGAGGGCAAGUGUGUGAAGAUAGGAGUACUCGUGUGUUUUUCGAUGGUUUGCAUCCAACUGAAGCUGUGAAUGUCCAAAUAGCAAGCAAGGCCUAUACUUCUAAUCUCGAAAGUGAAGUUUAUCCCACUAAUAUUCAACAAAUGGCCUCCAAAAUAUGCUAAGACUCUCGUGAGAUAUGUUUAGUUGGUAUCUAUUAUAUACAUAAACUCUCUAGGUUAGGGAAAUAUAUAUAUAUAUAUAUAUAUAUAUCCAA
Molecule: messenger RNA, 1273 nt
Organism: Morus notabilis
Lineage: Eukaryota; Viridiplantae; Streptophyta; Magnoliopsida; Rosales; Moraceae
Product: GDSL esterase/lipase At1g29670-like
Exons: 4
Coding region: 39-1181 (380 amino acids)
Molecular function (GO): hydrolase activity, acting on ester bonds
Source: RefSeq, a predicted model, not a curated record